UUGCUGUGGACACGUCACUCAUUCGGUUGAGGAAGAGCACCAGUGCAAAACUCGACGUUGACCCAAUUCAGUGGAAAUUAACCUGCAAACAUGUCGAAUUCCGUCAUAUCGGUGGUCUCUCGGUUCCUGGAGGAGUACACCACCACGACGCCCAACAAGCUCAAAGUGGUGGACUCGUAUCUGCUGUACAUCCUGCUAACAGGAGCGCUGCAGUUCCUCUACUGUCUGCUCGUUGGCACUUUCCCCUUCAAUAGCUUUCUGUCGGGCUUCAUCUCAUGUGUGGGCUCAUUCAUUCUCGCAGUGUGUCUUCGUAUCCAAAUCAACCCACAGAACAAAGGAGACUUCCUGUCUAUCUCCCCAGAGAGAGCCUUCGCCGACUUCCUGUUCGCUCACACCGUCCUGCAUCUUGUUGUGAUGAAUUUCAUUGGUUGAAAAGACGUGCAUCCCACCAAUACUGUCCCCCCUCUCAGAAGAUCAAGACCAGAGAUGUUUUCAGAACUCACCUUGAAGACCUGAUGCUACAUCUGGUUUUGUGCUAUUGAUUUGGAAAAGUACAACCCAACACCCACACUGAUGUUGCUGCACAUAGUCACAUAUGGUGCAUUACAAUUUUCUUACUGAUAAUGGUUGAUUUUCUUUCAGUCUCUUUUUUCCCCCUUUUUUUUUUUAAAUGUCAAAAUUUGUAAAGCAUUCCCUUUUGCACUGAGACAAAGAAAUAAAAACAACUGAAAAUGUGA
Molecule: messenger RNA, 737 nt
Organism: Scomber scombrus (Atlantic mackerel)
Lineage: Eukaryota; Metazoa; Chordata; Actinopteri; Scombriformes; Scombridae
Gene: dad1
Product: defender against cell death 1
Exons: 3
Coding region: 91-432 (113 amino acids)
Biological process (GO): protein N-linked glycosylation
Cellular component (GO): membrane; oligosaccharyltransferase complex
Source: RefSeq, a predicted model, not a curated record